Molecule: messenger RNA, 414 nt
Organism: Paramecium tetraurelia
Lineage: Eukaryota; Ciliophora; Oligohymenophorea; Peniculida; Parameciidae
Exons: 2
Source: RefSeq, a predicted model, not a curated record
AUGUCAGAGAGACUUUUUUGCUAUUUUCGAUUACUUCAAGAAGAUGGAAUAAUAACUUAUUUAUUUAAAAGCGGGUCUUAGAAAAUCAUGAGAAGUGCUUUAUUAUCUGGAGUACAUUUUUCAGUUAAAGAUACAUUAAAGAGCUUGCUGUUAUCAAAUACUGAAAUAUAAAACAACACAAAAAAGCUAUUUUAUGGUACCCUAAUUAAUGGUGGAAUUUCAGGAAUAGUAGGAAUGCUGACUGUGUAUCUUCUUGAUUUCAAAAUGAUAAUGUAGAUGAAUAAUGCUGGACCACAGUCUAAUAGAAAUUCAACACGCUAAAAUUAAAUUAAAUAAGUAUUUAUUGGAUUGGGCUUGUCCAUACCAGGAGUUUUUGUUUAUAGAGCUCUUUAUUUUGGGUAAAUUUCAUUAUGA